Messenger RNA from Erythranthe guttata (spotted monkey flower), 1685 nucleotides. Its product is annotated as protein WALLS ARE THIN 1. Gene Ontology annotation, molecular function: transmembrane transporter activity. The record is from RefSeq and is a predicted model, not a curated record. Gene Ontology annotation, cellular component: membrane. Lineage: Eukaryota; Viridiplantae; Streptophyta; Magnoliopsida; Lamiales; Phrymaceae.
UCUCUAAUUUCUAUAUUUUAGUGGGGCCUUACUAUAAUUUACAUUAAUUCCUUCUUCCCUCCUCAUCUCUAUUUAUAUCACCCCCUACUUGGAAAAUUAAAUCACCACAACUUCAUCAAAACCAAAUUAAACAACACACACACACACUCCCUCUCUUUUUUUCCGACCGAUCAUUAUCUCCGAUGGCGGAUUCCGGUGGCGGCUCGGCCAGUACGGUUGGUCGGAGCAUAUGUUCUAUCCCGGAGAAGUUUCAGCUCCACAUUGCCAUGCUGGCGUUGCAGUUCGGUUACGCCGGUUUCCACGUGGUGUCACGUGCUGCACUUAACGCCGGCAUUAGCAAGAUCGUGUUCCCUGUUUAUAGGAACAUUCUUGCCUUCUUUCUCCUCUUGCCCUUCGCCUAUUUUCUUGAAAAGAAAGAGAGGCCACGUAUUACUUUGAACUUCCUCAUCCAGUUUUUCCUACUAGCGAUUGUUGGGAUUACUGCAAAUCAAGGGUUUUACUUGCUGGGAUUGGACAACACGUCGCCAACUUUUGCGUCGGCGAUACAGAAUUCAGUGCCGGCGAUUACAUUCCUCAUGGCUCUCGUACUCGGGAUAGAAAAGUUGAGGCUUGACAGAAAAGACGGGAUCUCGAAGUUGGCGGGAACGCUCCUCUGCGUGGCGGGAGCGUCGGUGAUCACGCUGUUCAAGGGGCCCACAAUCUACAGCCCGUCGCCGCGGCUUCAGGCAGCGGUGGCGGCGCCGGAGGUGCUGGCGGCGCUGGGAGACGCGAGCGGGAAGAACUGGACGCUGGGGUGCUUGUUCCUGAUCGGUCACUGCCUGUCGUGGUCGGGGUGGCUGGUGCUGCAGGCGCCGAUACUUAAAAAGUACCCGGCUCGGCUCAGCUUCACUUCUUACCAGUGCUUCUUCGGCGUGAUCCAGUUCCUUGUCAUCGCCGCCUUUGUCGAGAGGGACCCACAGGCUUGGCUCGUCCACUCCGGCUCUGAGCUGUUCAGUGUUUUCUACGCCGGGGUGGUGGCAUCAGGGAUAGCAUUCGCUGUACAGAUAUGGUGCAUUGAUAGAGGGGGUCCGGUGUUCGUGGCGGUGUAUCAGCCUGUUCAAACGCUAGUUGUCGCUAUUAUGGCUUCCCUUCUUUUGGGAGAGGAAUUCUACUUGGGAGGGAUAAUUGGCGCAGUGCUGAUCAUAAGCGGAUUGUACUUUGUGCUGUGGGGGAAGAACGAGGAGAGGAAAUUCGCUCAGCAGGCGGCGAUCGAGUCCCCCGCGGACCACGGUAUCGAAAGAGCAGCCCCACAAAUCAAGUCAUCCAUCACUCAGCCACUCCUCUCUCAGUCAACGCACAAUGUUUGACCGCCAAAAACCUAACUUUAGUGCUGGAAAAGGCAAAAAAGAAGAAUGAGAAGUGAAAUCUCGAGUCCUAAUUAAUUCAGCUAUUUUGUAUUUUGAAAAAUGGAUUGAAGUGUGUAUUAAAGUUGUGUUUUAGUAUUUAUUAGUAUUUUUUUUUCUUUUUUUUUUUUUUUUUAAUUUUUAAUUUUUAAUUUCCAAUUUGGUAGCUAGGAGAGUGGAUUGAAGAAAUCGAGUGGAAAAAAAAGAUGAUUAUGAUCUUGUAUUAUGGGGUCUAAGCAUGGACAUCCCUUUUGGUUUUUAAUUAUAAUGUUUAAUUUUUUUUCUAAUUUUAAUGGUGUUUGA